AUACGGACUUCUGAGCCGAGCUCAGUCGCCUCCGCCGCUUCAGUCGAGCUCUGAACGCGAAGAGAAGCGCAUUGAACCCCCGACAAUCGUGAUAACUGAGAAACAGAAAGCGGAAUCACCAGCAAUAUCCUAGCAGCCAUGGCGAGUCUGCAGCUGUACAUUGGUCUGCUCUUAGGCCUGGCCAUCUCCUCCGAUCCCGUCCUCGGAGGACCCGUGAUCAGCCAGAUCAGCAAGGACGUGGUGGCCAGCGUGGGCGACACCGUCGAGUUCAACUGCACCGUGGAGCAGGUGGGCCAGCUCUCCGUCAGUUGGGCGAAGGGAACGAGCGAGUCGGACGCCAGCUCGGUGGUGCUCUCCAUCCGGAACAUCCUCAGUCUCCCCGACCAGCGGUACAAUGUCACGGUGACCGAAGGAGCGAAGGCAGGCAGUGCCACCUACUCGUUCCGCAUCCAGAAGAUCGAGGUGAGCGACAUGGGGCCCUACGAGUGCCAGGUGCUGGUCUCCGCCACGGAGAAGGUGAGCAAGAAGCUGAGUCUGCAGAUCAAGACCCCGGCCGUGGUGUCCGAGAGCACGCCGAAGAGCACCCUGGUGACGGAGGGCCAGAACCUGGAGCUCACCUGCCACGCGAACGGCUUCCCCAAGCCGACGAUCUCCUGGGCCCGCGAGCACAAUGCCGUGAUGCCGGCCGGAGGACACGUGCUCUUUGAACCCACUCUCCGGAUUCGCACGGUGCACCGAACGGAUCGGGGAGGGUACUACUGCAUCGCCCAGAACGGAGAGGGUCAGCCGGACAAGCGGCUGGUGCGCGUCGAGGUGGAGUUCCGACCCCAGAUCGCCGUGCAGCGCCCCAAGGUGGCGCAGAUGGUCUCCCACAGCGCAGAGCUGGAGUGCUCCGUGCAGGGGUACCCUGCUCCCACGGUCGUGUGGCACCGGAACGGAGUGGCCCUGCAGUCGAGUCGCCAGCACGAGGUGGCCAUCACCGCCUCCUCCUCGGAAACGACCACCUCCGUGCUGCGGAUCGAGAGCGUGGCGGAGGAGGACUUCGGGGACUACUACUGCAACGCCACCAACAAGCUUGGCCACGCCGACGCCCGGCUCCACCUCUUCCAGACCGUCAUCCCGGUGCCCUCCGCCUCCUCGUAAGGCCGUGGAAUGUAGUGGAGUGCCUCCUCCAUUCCCACGCAACAAGACUUCGGCCUCCGGCUUUUCGGCAGUUCGGCAGUUCGCCGGUCCGGAUGCGCCUCUGUUUUAUUAUUAAUGAUUCAUUCAAUUAGCUCCCAUUCAGACUUCAUUAUUUUCGGACGCACUUGAGAGCGAGCCACCGCCACCGCCACCGCCAGCCUGUGCCUUUAAAUUUCUGCUCUGCAUCCGUCGGUUUAUGAAAUAACACAUCUGUAUGCUUAAGUAAAUAACGUUCUCUGAUAAACUUUAA
Molecule: messenger RNA, 1432 nt
Organism: Drosophila ficusphila
Lineage: Eukaryota; Metazoa; Arthropoda; Insecta; Diptera; Drosophilidae
Gene: Ama
Product: protein amalgam
Exons: 2
Coding region: 139-1143 (334 amino acids)
Cellular component (GO): neuron projection
Source: RefSeq, a predicted model, not a curated record